Messenger RNA from Penicillium alfredii, 642 nucleotides. RefSeq lists its product as uncharacterized. The transcript has a single exon. The record is from RefSeq and is a predicted model, not a curated record. Bases 1 to 642 code for a protein of 213 amino acids. NCBI's taxonomy places the organism in Eukaryota, Fungi, Ascomycota, Eurotiomycetes, Eurotiales, Aspergillaceae.
AUGGCGGAAUCUCAGUUUCAGUUGGAGAGCUCCUCGCGUCUGUAUCACGUCUAUAAAACCUCCUUCCAGAGGCACUAUGAUAUCAAGUCUGAUGAUCAGCCCCUCUGCCACGGGGAAGUCUCCUUGUUCACUCCCAACAAGCCCGACCUCAUCCUUCACGCUGGAGCCAACAAUCAAGCACCGGUUGUAGCGGUCUGCAAAUUUCUCAAGCUCUCCGGCAGUUACAAACUGGGCCUCGGGGACCCUGACGACCUUCACAAUGUCCAAUGGGAGGAUAUGACCCGGGAAAACACCCUUGGCUCCAAGUACCGAUUCGAGAUGACCCUGCCUUCUUUGGGCGAUGGCCCGGGCGAGCGACGCUCUUUCUGGUGGAAACGAACCCGUACCGUCGCAGUGGACGGUGCGGCGCCCCCUAAGUGGUGGAGUGACCGCAACUACAAACUGGUGGAUGAGCAGACCGAGCAGGUCCUGGCGGUCUUCACAAGUGAAAGAACUUAUCACAAGUGCGGGAAGAUUCAGGUCAUGGUCGAAUACGGGAAGAAUUUUGAUACGAUGAUCUUCAUUUCUUGUCUGACCAUGUAUGAGAAGGAUAAACGGCGGGAUAAUCGCGGGGCUGGCAGCGGCGGCGGGGGCGGGGGGUAG